Messenger RNA from Epinephelus moara (kelp grouper), 7597 nucleotides. RefSeq names its product roundabout homolog 1-like. Gene Ontology annotation, biological process: dendrite self-avoidance; homophilic cell-cell adhesion; axon guidance. NCBI's taxonomy places the organism in Eukaryota, Metazoa, Chordata, Actinopteri, Perciformes, Serranidae. The transcript has 35 exons. The record is from RefSeq and is a predicted model, not a curated record. Bases 603 to 5414 code for a protein of 1603 amino acids. Gene Ontology annotation, cellular component: plasma membrane; axon. Gene Ontology annotation, molecular function: cell-cell adhesion mediator activity.
ACCACAAAAACCUGCAAAUAGGCUUGAAUGUGACCCUGAUCAUGACUCACUUUAUGAUAUCGCCCUCAACGUGCCAUAGAUGAAACCCAGCUGCUGUCCUCAAGCAUUAGUAACGUUAUGGUAAAUCAUAAGAACUUUCUGAAGUAGAUACUUCAAGGAAUGAGGAGACGUAAACGUCGCAAAUUUUGCGCAGAAUUCUCCCCACUAUGGCAGAACGACAGUCAAAUCAAAGUUCUGCUGAGACAAUGGCCUAUCCUGCUCCUCCGCUGCCAGUGUCAGGACCGAAAUCUCCACCACACCCUGGCUGUUGUGGAGAUCCCAAGAUGCAAGUUUUCAAGUCCAGCAUUUGUCUUCAAUCUUGGGUGUGUCACAAGGGAGACAAAAGACACUUCAGGAAAAUUCCCACUGGAAAGGCUUAUGCAGAGGUCCGCAUUGUAUCUUCCUUUUUAUUCCUGUCUCUGCUUUCAUUGUUGGAUGCCUCAAAAACACACACUGCCAGAGAUCUUGGCUUUACCAGAGAAAAUGGAACAAAUAAUGCUGGAGGAAUAACCUGGAGGGGUUUAAUAAGGCCUUCUUAAAGGCAGGCUGGGUCACUGGGGACCAUGCUGGCGAUACAAUCACCCAUCACAUUCCUUCUCAUCAGCCUGCUCUGUGUCAACCAGCUGCAGCAAAGCCACACCAUGGAUAUUUCAUUAGAUACAGACAAACACAGAGGGAACCAUGAGGUCAUCGCCCAAACACCUGCAUCUGAACCAGCAUCCGAACAAGACAACAGCCUUGGAUACAAAGGGUCUCGUCUUCGCCAGGAAGACUUCCCUCCCCGCAUUGUGGAGCACCCCUCUGACCUCAUUGUGUCCAAAGGGGAACCAGCCACUCUCAACUGUAAGGCAGAGGGCCGUCCAACCCCCACGGUGGAAUGGUACAAAGAUGGGGAGCGCGUCGAGACGGACCGCGACAACCCACGCUCCCACCGUAUGCUGCUGCCCAGCGGGUCCCUCUUCUUCCUACGUAUCAUCCACGGACGACGGAGCAAGCCCGAUGAUGGCAGCUACGUGUGUGUGGCCCGAAACUAUCUGGGUCAGGCGAUCAGUCACAACGCAUCCCUCGAAGUAGCCAUUUUACGUGAUGACUUCAGACAGAACCCAGUGGACGUUAUGGUCGCAGUGGGUGAGCCGGCGGUGCUGGAGUGCCAACCGCCCCGUGGGCACCCUGAACCCACCAUCUCCUGGAGGAAGGAUGGUACCAACUUAGAUGACAGAGAUGAACGCAUCACGAUUCGCAGCGGCAAGCUGAUGAUCACCAACACCAGGAAGAGCGAUGCAGGGAAAUACAUCUGCGUUGGAACUAACAUGGUGGGAGAGAGGGAGAGCGAGAUUGCUGAACUAACUGUGCUAGAACGCCCAACCUUUGUGAAGCGGCCCAGCAGUGUGGUGGUGUUGGCAGAGGAGAGCGUGGAGUUCCACUGUGUGGUUCAAGGAGACCCUGUUCCCACUGUCCGCUGGAGGAAAGAUGAUUCUGACCUGCCUAAGGGCCGAUUUGAAAUCCUAGAGGACCAUACCUUGAUCGUUCGCCAAGUGACCUCUUCAGAUGAGGGCUCCUAUACAUGUGUGGUGGAGAACAUGGUUGGAAAGUCUGAAUCAUCCGCCACGCUUACUGUACACGUGCCCCCAGCAUUUGCCAUACGCCCCAGGAACCAGGUGGUGGCAGCGGGCAGGACGGUCACCUUCCAGUGCGAGGCCACUGGCAACCCACAGCCCGCUAUCUUCUGGCAGAGGGAGGGCAGUGAGAGUCUCUUGUUCUCUUACCAGCCACCGCAGCCCUUGAGCCGUCUCUCUGUCUCCCAGAUGGGCAGUUUGACCAUUACCGAUGUUCAGCGCUCUGAUGGGGGCUUCUACAGCUGCCAGGCUCUCAACAUCGCAGGCAGUGUUAUUACCAAAGCACUGCUGGAGGUCACAGACUCGGGGUCAGACCACCCUCCUCCUGUGAUUAGACAGGGACCUCUCAAUCAGACCGUUCCUGUGGACAGCACAGUAGUCCUGGGCUGCCAAACAGCUGACUCUCCACCUUCUACGGUCCACUGGAAGAAGGAUGGUGUAGUGGUGUCUCCAGUGGACUCACGCAUGUCCAUAGCAAACACUGGAUCACUGGAGAUACGCUACGCUAAGCUGGGAGAUACAGGCCUCUACACAUGUGUAGCUUCUAGUCCCAACGGAGAGGCUUCCUGGACAGCAUACUUACAGGUGGAGGAGUUUGGAGUUGUUGUUCAGUCCAGUCAGCCUGUGGACCCUAACCUGAUUCCCAGUGCUCCAUCUAAACCUGAUGUGACUGACAUCGGCCGCACCUCUGUCACUCUGUCGUGGAAAUCCAACCCCAGUGCUGGCGCAACACCUACAUCUUACCUGAUCGAGACAUUCAGUUAUACAUUAGGCAGCAGAUGGGUGACCGUAGCUGAGCAUAUAAAGACACAGACCUUUGUACUGAGGAACCUUAAGCCCGCAACUGUCUACCUCUUCAUGGUCAGAGCGGUAAAUGCUUAUGGCCUCAGUGACCCAAGUCCAAUCUCCGAUUCUGUGAGAACACAAGACAGCACUUCCACCAUGCAAGGGGUGGAUCAUCGUCACAUACAGAGGGAGCUGGGAGAUGUGGUCAUCCACCUGCACACACCAACUGUCCUUUCCUCCUCUGCUGUCAGGGUGCAGUGGAUGGUUGAGCAACAGUCCCCAUACAUACAGGGAUACAAGGUGCUUUACAGGGCGUCCGCUGAGCAUGGCCAGCCUGAGGGGCAGUGGAGCAUCCUAGAGGUGCACACCCCACGGGAGGACGGGGUGGUGAUCGGUCAGCUGAAGAAAGGAGCCAUAUACGAGUUCAAAGUGCGCCCCUUCUUUGAUGAGUUCCAGGGAGCUGACAGUGAGGUGAAGGUGGUCAGGACGUUGGAAGAAGCCCCAAGCAGAGCACCCCAGGGCGUUACAGUGACAAAGAGCGAUGCCAAUGGGACUGCCAUCCUGGUUGCCUGGAAACCGCCUCCGGAACGGGAAGAGGCUGGAGUCAUUCAGGAGUACAAGAUCUGGUGCCUGGGUAAUGAGAGCCGCUAUCACGUGAACCAGUCGGUUGACGGCUCCACCUUCUCUGUGCUCAUCUCCAGUCUGGCGCCAGGAAUUCGAUACAGCGUGGAGGUUGCGGCCAGCAAUGGUGCUGGUCCUGGGGUCAAGAGUGAUGUUACUUUUUUUCAAUUAGACUCUGCAGGCCAGAUGAUGGAUAUCAGUGAGGAAAGAGACACGUUGUCUCAGAUCUCAGACGUGGUGAGGCAGCCGGCAUUUAUCGCUGGCAUUGGCGCCACCUGCUGGCUGGUCCUCAUGAUUUUCAGUGUGUGGCUCUACCGUCACCGCAAGAAGAGAAGUGGCCUCAGCAGUACAUACACCGGCAUCCGCAAGGUGCCCUCAUUCACCUUUACACCUACAGUGGCGUAUCAAAGAGGAGAGUCUGUGUGCAGUGCUGGCAGACCUGGCCUUCUCAGCAUGGGUGAACCUCUAAACCAGCUGUGGCUGCCAGACAAUUGGCCAAAUGCAUGUGCCAAUCACAAGGACUGUAGCAUCAACUGCUGCAAUAAUGGCAAUGGCACCAGUGACAGUAACAUGACAACAUACAGCCGACCAGCCGACUGCAUAGCUAACUAUGGAAAUCAUCCAGAAAACAAGCAGGGGGGACAGCUUGGUUCUGAGACGGCCAUUUACAGCGAUGUGAACCUCUCCAACAAGCUCAACGAGAUUAAAACGUUCAACAACUCCAACUUGUGCUAUGCGAGUCCAGGAGGAGAUUCAGCAGCCACGUAUGAACCCAUCCCAUACGCCACCACACAGCUCAUUCAGGCCAGCAUCAAGAAUAAGGCAGCCACUGGUGGCGCUAUAGCAGAACCUCUGGACAUGCCCUGCUGGAAACAGCCCCCCAACCCACCUCCAAUACCAAAGGAGAUGGCAGCACAGAUGCAGUACAACAUAAUUGAGCAAAACAUGCUCAAUAAAGAUCAUCUGCAAGGAGCUGAAGGGAUGAUCCAUCCUAAAACUAUCCCCUACAUCCAGAGCCGUGAUCACAGCACAGGAGGCUCACACCACAGCUCUGACAGAGGCAGCAACAGCACUUCAGGGAGUCAAAAUCAAAAGAAGGGAACGCGAGCCCCAAAGAUCCCAAAACAUAAUGCAGUAAACUGGGGAGAAGCCCUGUCUCCUCCUCAUGCUAAUGCCUGGGACUGUGAUGAGUACAGCAUACCCAUGGAAAGGAGUUUUGAUCCAGAGGAGAGAAUAGAGGGCUGCCCGACUCCACCAGUUAGAGGGGCAGCCUCAUCCCCUACUGAAGUGUCCUAUAGUCACCCAUCUCACACAGCACCACAGGGAGACCAGAGCAAUGGCCCGCAUGAUGGAACUGAGCACCUCAGCCAGCACAUCACCAGCCACCCUCGCCCUCUUUCCCCAACACACACCUACAGCUCCAUACCCUUCUGCAUUGACACCGAUGUACAGGAAGAGGAUGAGGAGGAGGAAGAGGCAGAGGAGGAGACAGACGCAGAGCUCGCUGAUAGUCAUUUCAGCCAACACCACGACCGGCAGAAGCACAAACACCAGCUGCACCAUCCCUCUUCACACAAGCUGCUCCUCCAUGGGCUGGAGCAGACCCCAGCCUCUAGUACUGGGGAUCUGGACCGAUCAGUCACAGGGUCCAUGGUUAACAGCUGGGGCUCAGCAUCUGAGGACAACAUCUCAUCUGGCAGGUCCAGUGUUGUCAGCACCUCGGAAGGAUCCUUCUUUACAGAUGGCGAUUUCAACCAGGCAGUAACGUCUUCGCGGGAUAUUGUCGGCCUGCGCAUGUGCAGAUACCCAGAGGAGUCAGGCCGGCGGCCCCAGCGACCCAGCAGCCCCAUGUCCACAGACAGCAACAUGAGUCCUGCAAUAACACAUAAAAGACCAAGAAGGCAUAAACAGAACCAGUCUGGUCAACAGGGCUACCAACCCAAAGAUGUCUUCAAUGAUGACUCCUGCAUGCCUCUAAAUUUUCCCAGCCAGAUGUCCCAUGGUGACUAUAAAGCAAGGGGGGCCACGCUGCCCCGGAUGGGCUCUGGGGAGGCACGGGGUCGAAGAGGCAGCACUGGGACUCACAGGGUCAAAGAGGCAUCGGGUGAGCAUAGAGAGAACCAGGACAAGCACAAGACUCCACAAGGAGGAAAAGGAAGCAGCAAAAGCCGACAGCACUCAGAAUUUGGGGAUGUCCUCCUGUAUAGUCGUCCCUCCUUCCCAUCAGGUCAAGCUCAGAGGGAGCCUGAUGAUACUAAUUCAGCCAGCUUUAUGUCAUGUGGAGACUCAAGGACCAAACAGGGAGGACAGGUGGCACCUACAGGACAGGUUGAAGAGCCUCCAGGAGCCUGAACCGCUGGUCGCUCAAUAAAGCAAGAUGAAUGCACAUUUGAUGGCGGUUGUGAGUGUCUACACAAAUAUUGUCCAUGGUGACUGCUUGAUGCGGUCCGUACAUGAUCUUUGCCUGUCAGUUGUCUUGUUAUUUUACUGUAAUUGAUAUUCAGUCAUUACCAGCCAUCUUGUAAAUUCUUGAAAUUGUUUACUGCCACAGAAGUGCUUCAAAUUCAAAUUUUAUAUAACAGUGUUAAUGUUUUAUAAGUGAUGUACAUCUUGUCUUUGUAUUAUUUGUUCUACUUUGGUUAUAAAAGCACAAUCACUUAAUUUUAUUCUAAGUCUUUAUUAUAUGAAUUUCAGUCUGGAGGGAAUCAGUCUUUGGAGUCUUGUUAAUCGUUUCAUCAGUUUGCCUCAGGCUGAGAAAAUGAUUGUUGAUUGUGAUUGUGCAUUCGGUUGCGUACAUUUGAGCUGCUUUCAUUCAGAUUUGAACUAUCUGUUGUGUGUACUGAGAGAAUUGCAUGCAGAUUCACCUGUAGGAGCUUUUACUUAACAUCUUGUCUGCUUUGUCCUCCCUUUGGGAUGGUGAAAAACCUGGUCAUGGACUGGUUCCAUUUAUUGUUUUCUCCUCUGAGUCCAUUUCAUUUAGUCCUGUGUGGCCAUAACUCCUGGAGUAGGACUGGACAAUAUGCUUAAUUUAUCCACUUACUGAUCAUGAGUCUUUGACCAAUCUGAAUUCACUCAUAUGGCAAAUUUUAGAGGAAAAAAAAACUUAAACCUGUCAAAUAUUAGAAAGCCAGUUUAAGAAGGUGAAUAUUAUCAGGCACUGAUGUAUGAAACAAUAAUAUUGCUUAUGUACAGUUAUAAAGUUAAAUUUGCAUUGUGCUAUAGAUUUUAGUCAUAUUGUCCAGCCCUAUUCUCUAAGUUAUAUAUGGAGCAAAUAUGUCACUUUAACUACUCUGUUUCAAUAAAUAUUGCUGUUCCUUAAGCAACAACAACAAAUAAUCUUUCAAUUCAUUCUUGUAUUCAUUCAAGUGAAACACUAAAAAUCUUCACACUAGUUUUUGCCAGGCAAAGAUGGCAAACAGCCUAGUCACUAAAAGAAGAUGUUAGCAGUGUACGUUUCUGCAAACUACAAUCAGCUACAUUAAAGGCCAAAACACACCGGCAGCAAAUGCUGCAAAUCAAAAAACAGGCCUCUAUCAUGUUAUUUUCGAUUAUGUCGGCGGCAGCUAGAUGUACGUUUGCGCUCCUGGAUGUGCCGCCCCACGGCAUUUUAUGCCACUGUCCUAUUUCCAGCCUCGUUGCCCCCACAAUAAAAAAUUAAAAUGCAUUUUUCACCCACUUGCUCUCUGCUUGUACAUACCAGCUCCUGUAGCAGCUCUUUUUCUCUGCUCCUUUGGCAGCUCGACUCCUCUCCUAACCAUUGAUGUAUAAGAGAACUCCGUAGCUGUUGCCACGUCUCGUGUGUGAUGAAGAAUAUCUCAAGCUGAAUGGCCCACAAUCCCAUUCAUUCAUUAUAAAGAUCGUGGCCAAAAAGCCUGGCAAGUCAUACCUCUCCAGACUGGCUCCUCAGAUGAGAAAUCAAGUUUAAUUAGUGGAUGUCCACACAUGAUUUUUAGCUAAUGGAUAGGUGGAGGAAGUACAGAUCUUUCACUUAGUAGUAGUAAUAAAUUUGCGUGUUUAUCUGUUGACAAGCUACACUGCAACAUGUCCAGUGUAUGCUCCCACUUGAUGCACGUCACCUGACAUGGCAUGCCACAUCAAUGUGUUAUCAGCUUUACACCUUCAUACGUAUCACAGCAACGGUUCUGAAGUGCAGUAAUAUGUAAAAUGUGUUUGUCUUGUGGAGGUGGAGGGGAUGGUGGAUGACGUACUCUUGCCAAGCUGCAGACCACUACCAUCGCAAUUUUACAAGUAGCUUUUUAGGUACCAAAUGUGGAUGUGUUUUUAGCGACCCGUUGUGUUCGCUUUAGUUUUGUUAAAACUAAAGCUGAAAAGAAAAGUACGGUGAGUAUAUUUCCUACUCCUUUUGUCACUUUUAACUAAAAACAUUUAACUAAGCUAUAACUCAGACAAUGUUUAAUUUUUUUUAUUUUAAGACCUCGAAAAGUUUUAAUUAUGUAAUCUUUAGGGGGAACUAGUGGUGAGGAUUACAGAUUGCAACCAGCUGAAACUUCUUCUGGUUACAAUUCCUUCAGUGU